Molecule: messenger RNA, 570 nt
Organism: Nematocida minor
Lineage: Eukaryota; Fungi; Microsporidia
Product: GINS complex subunit 2
Exons: 1
Coding region: 1-570 (189 amino acids)
Biological process (GO): DNA replication; double-strand break repair via break-induced replication
Cellular component (GO): GINS complex; nucleus
Source: RefSeq, a predicted model, not a curated record
AUGGCGCACGGACUGCUAAGAAGCUCAGAUGAUCUAAACGGAAACAUAGAUAAGAGAAUAAAAAGAGAAAGAGAGGCAGAAAUAAUGCUGGCACAGAGCGAGCGCGUGACCAUUGUCCCCAGAGUGCACAUGGACAAGCUGGAAAUGGCUUCUGGGACAUUUGGGCCGUUCUUUCCGAUGGCGCCCGCAUCUGUCCCACUGUAUGUGGCUCUUUUCCUGCGGCACUCUCUUCUGUGCUCCAUCCAGGCACCCGAGUGGCUGAGCAUAGGAUACCUGCAGAGAGCAAUAGAAAACGAGGAAAUUUCGCUCGAUGAGUUUUCGCCGAUCAAUAUGUACAUUUUUGAAAAUGCAGAGGUUUCUCUGGAGAGCUGUGACAUAACUGAGAAUAUCUCCGAAAUAAAAAUCCUUAUCAAAAAACUCAAAGAGAUAAGACUGAAGAAGCUCCUCAAAGGCAUAGAGUACAUAGAUACGUCUGUGAUAGGCAUGAACAACCUAACUUUCUACGAGUUUAGAAAAAUAAAAGAGUACAUAAUCCCACAUCUGGAGAUACAGAAGAACCUGUCAAAAUAA